CCGCCGCGAGCGCUUUCCCGGCCUAAUCUAUUGCUCGGCGCUCGUCUCUUCUGCGUGGGUCUGCCCAAGCGUCCCAUCGAUCUGCUCGAUCAUUGCGCGCCUGCGCUUUUGGGCUGUCAGUCAGAGGCAGCGUGGGGAUCUCUGGGAGCGGUUGCGACGUGCUGGGAGCUGAGGUAAAGCCGUGGCUUCUGUCCUGAGGGGCCGCGCACGAGCUGGCUGAGCCGGUUUAUAAAAAUGGAAUUUCAAGCAGUAGUGAUGGCUGUAGGUGGGGGAUCUCGGAUGACAGACCUGACUUCCAGUAUUCCCAAGCCUCUGCUUCCAGUUGGGAACAAACCUUUAAUUUGGUACCCAUUGAACCUGCUUGAGCGAGUUGGAUUUGAAGAAGUCAUUGUGGUUACAACCAGGGAUGUCCAAAAGGUUUUAUGUGCAGAAUUCAAGAUGAAAAUGAAGCCAGAUAUUGUGUGCAUUCCUGAUGAAGCUGACAUGGGAACUGCAGAUUCUCUGCGCUACAUAUAUCCAAAACUUAAGACAGAUGUGCUGGUCCUGAGCUGUGAUCUGAUAACAGAUGUCGCCUUACAUGAGGUUGUGGACCUGUUCAGAGCUUAUGAUGCAUCACUUACCAUGUUAAUGAGAAAAGGCCAAGAUAGUUUAGAACCCGUUCCAGGUCAAAAAGGAAAAAAAAAAACAGUAGAGCAGCGUGACUUCAUUGGAGUGGACAACACAGGAAAGAGGCUGCUCUUCAUGGCUAAUGAAGCAGACUUGGAUGAAGAGCUGGUUAUUAAGGGAUCCAUCCUGCAGAAGUACCCUAGAAUACACUUCCAUACCGGCCUUGUGGAUGCCCAUCUAUACUGCUUGAAAAAAUAUGUUGUGGAUUUCUUAAUGGAAAACAGGUCAAUCACUUCUAUCCGGAGUGAACUGAUUCCAUAUUUAGUAAGAAAACAGUUUUCCUCAGCUUCCUCACAACAAGGGCAAGAAGAAAAAGAGGAGGAUCUAAAGAAAAAGGAGCUGAAGUCCUUAGAUAUUUACAGUUUUAUAAAAGAAGCCAAUACACUGACCUUGGCUCCCUAUGAUGCCUGCUGGAAUGCUUGUCGAAAAGAUCGGUGGGACGACUUGGCCAGAUCACAGGUGCGCUGCUAUGUCCACAUCAUGAAAGAGGGGCUCUGCUCUCGAGUAAGCACACUGGGACUCUACAUGGAAGCAAACAGACAGGUGCCCAAAUUGCUGUCUGUUCUUUGUCCAGAAGAAUCACCAGUCCAUUCAUCAGCCCAGAUUGUCAACAAACACUUGGUUGGAGUUGACAGCCUCAUCGGACCAGAUACACAGGUUGGAGAGAAGUCAUCUAUUAAGCACUCAGUUGUUGGUUCAUCCUGUCUCAUAAGAGAUAGAGUGAAUAUUACCAAUUGCCUUCUCAUGAACUCAGUCACUGUGGAAGAAGGAAGCAACAUCCAGGGCAGCGUCAUCUGCAACAAUGCUGUGAUCGAGAAGGGAGCAGACAUCAAGGACUGUUUGAUUGGAAGUGGCCAAAGGAUUGAAGCCAAAGCUAAACGAAUGAACGAGGUGAUCGUGGGGAAUGACCAGCUAAUGGAAAUCUGAGUUCUGAGCAAGUCAAAUUUCUUCCUUUUGGCCCCCAAAACUCCAGAUGUUGGCUGGCCCAUUUGUUUGACUUUAUAUUUAUUUCCUAAUAAAGAAGGGCUUCCAAAGACA
Molecule: messenger RNA, 1704 nt
Organism: Marmota flaviventris (yellow-bellied marmot)
Lineage: Eukaryota; Metazoa; Chordata; Mammalia; Rodentia; Sciuridae
Gene: Eif2b3
Product: eukaryotic translation initiation factor 2B subunit gamma
Biological process (GO): biosynthetic process; cytoplasmic translational initiation
Cellular component (GO): guanyl-nucleotide exchange factor complex; eukaryotic translation initiation factor 2B complex
Molecular function (GO): guanyl-nucleotide exchange factor activity; translation initiation factor activity
Source: RefSeq, a predicted model, not a curated record